AUGGAAGGUUCUGUUGAAUUUAAUGCUGAUGGAAUUUUUCGCAGAUUAGCUAUCCUAUUAGCAAAGCAUAAUAUCUCUCUCAGCACAGGGGAAAGUGACGAAAUAUACAACUUAAUUGUGUAUAGCUUUUGUUUAGGCUAUACAACAUCAAAGGAGAAUGGAAAAACUGCAAUACAAGUUGGAAUGGAAAAAAUCCCUCAUUGCAAGCGCGAUAAGCUCAAAGAUAUACUCAUACAGACAUCCAAAGAGAUUCAUUCAAGUAUUAUGGCGCGCUUCUCUACGUUCAGCAUGCCUUACGCUAGUGUCGCUCUAGACAAAGGUACCACACAGAAGAGAUCUUUACUCGACUUUGUGUUAGAAAAUCCUUGCUUUCCAAUUCAGUCUUAUCCAGCCCAUACAGAAAGAAUGACUGGAUUGAAGACUGCCAACUACACACUCGCGAUCAAUAAUGGAUUGAAGGCAAUCCAUGUUUGUCACGUGCAGAUCGGCUGUGUCAUAGUUGAUGGAGGAACAGCACAAUUGGCUGCACUUACUGGUAAGGAUAAUUCCAUCCUUGCCUUAUCCAAGGUGCAAUGGUUGAAGGAAAUCAUUGUUGUACCCUGUAUUUGCCACAGGGUACACAAUGCUUAUAUGGCGGCAAUGAACCAUCCAACAAUUUCACCAUUGAAGGAUCAAUUGCUGGAAGUUGCUGA
Molecule: messenger RNA, 692 nt
Organism: Trichomonas vaginalis G3
Lineage: Eukaryota; Parabasalia; Trichomonadida; Trichomonadidae
Exons: 1
Source: RefSeq, a predicted model, not a curated record